Prorocentrum cordatum is the source of this 2079-nucleotide messenger RNA. NCBI's taxonomy places the organism in Eukaryota, Dinophyceae, Prorocentrales, Prorocentraceae. The record is from the annotation of a GenBank genome assembly.
GCGUGCGCUCGGAUCGACUUCGAGACGGGCCGCAUCUCGGUGAGCCAGAGCCGCAUAUGGAAGCUGCACCUGGCGCUGCUGGAGAUCGCGGAGCGCGGCUGCUCCAGCGGGGAUGACAUGCUGCCCCUCCUCGGCCACUACACCUGGGCGGCGAUCCUGCGGCGAUGCUUGCUGGGUGUAUUCCACGGCGCCUACCGCUUCGCCCGCGCUGCGGGCUCGCGACGGUGGCCUGAGGUGUUCACCGAGUGCCGCGUUGCUGCAGCCCUCAUCGCCUUCGCCUACAUGGGCACCAAGCUGGAAAUGGACCCCGUGGUCCUAGCCACGGGUGCGUCUACUGGUUCAGGAGACGUGGAGGGCUCGGGCUUCGGCGGCUUUGCUAUGACGGAGAAGGCCUGGAACCCGUGCGACGUCUGGGCCGCUGCUUCUUGUAUGGAGCGCUGGCGCUACAGGCCUGAAGCUGCCAUCGAAGCACGUCGGCACGCACUCGCCGCUGCACAGAACCAUGCGGACUUCAGAAAGAUCAUGAAUAUGGAGGGCGUGGCACGCCCCGAGGGUGAAGAUGAAGCGAGCCAGUCCAGUCGGAUCCUUGGCGGCCACCGUGACACGUGCGAGAAGCUGUUAGACCCGAGCGUCAGCCCGUCCGAAGUGGAGCAGACGACCUUCGAGGAUAUCGAUCCGAACUUCUUGUUGCCGCUGGACUCCUGGAAGCUGAAGGUGUUCGGGCGCUGGCAGAGGCCCGAGGACAUCAUGCGCUUGGAGGGCCGCGCACUGAUCACAGGUGUGAGGCAUCGGCUGCGACGCGCAGGAGCUUCUGGGCAUGUUAUUCUCAGUCUAUGCGGCAACCUCAGCUUGACCCUGGCAUUGGAAAAGGGAAGAUCCUCACACUACGUUCUGAAUCAGAUUUGCAGAGAGUCGGCAGCCUUGCGUAUUCUGACGGGGUCGUCCGUAGCCGCGCGCCGGUUCUCGAGCGAGCUCGACUCGGCCGACAAAGGGGGCCGCGCCAUCGGGGGGCCGCCCAGCUCCCACGGAGGUGAUUGCCGCCAUGCUGGCCAGCUCGGAGCCAACGGGGCGCGGGGCCUCGCUGCAUCGGCCCUCGCCCGCGCUUGCUGCGAGGCGUCCACCUGGCGGGGCGCUGGCGGCGCGCGGUCCCUCGGCGAGGUUGAGCAGCGCGGGCAGCCUGGGCGCGACCGCAGCAGCCAGGGCGCCCCCCGGCCGCAUGGCGACCAGGGGGGCCCGUUGGAGCGCAGCAGCGGCCGCAGGGUCCGCUCCAGCCCCAGCUCUGGCAGCUCCUCCAGUAGCGACGUGGGCUCGAUCGGGUCGGUCUCUGACUCGGGCCGAGAUCCUGAGAAGACGACGGCGUAUGCGAGGUCAGCUCGUCACGGAGGGCGGGUGCGGAACUUCUUGGAGUGGGCCAACGAGGGCAGCCUGGGGGGGAUCUCCACUCGGCGCCUGGACCAGCUGGCCGCCAAGCACAUGGACACUCUGUUCUUCGACGGGAUGGAGGUCGGCGAAGCGCGAGUAGGGGCUCGGGAGACCUGGUGCCGCCCGUGGGUGCUCGCGGUCGUCGGUGUCAGCCUGCUGCUGGAGGACCUGGGGUUCGCGGCGGCGCUCUGGCUGGCCUGGGGCGGCCUGCUGCGCCUGCCGCCCGACCUGGUGAGCAUGGCGCCCAAGACCUUGAUCGGGCCUAGCAGGGGCGCGGCGCCCGCGCGGGCGCUGCCCCUGAACCCGAGCGAUGAGGGGGCGAGGGCUCGGGGCCCAGGCUGCCGGCUCUGGUCGUUCGACGGCCUUUGGUUCACCGAGCGGUUUGAGGCGCGGCUGGCAGCGCUGCCUGAGGCGCCCGCCGCGGCGGCCUACCAGGUGCGCCGCGGGGCCGCGAGCCACGCUGCAGCAGUGGAUCUGCUCCCGCUCAGCGCCGUGACCGAGCGGCUGCAGCGCGCCAGCGCCCGCAGCAGCUUGCGCUACGCCGAGCACGUCCGCUACCUUGCGAUGCUAAAGCAGGCGCCGCAGGUCGUCGUGGACUGGAGCGAGCUGAUCCACGUAUUGCUGGGGUGCCUGCUCCUGGGCGCCGACGUCCUGGAG